Drosophila virilis is the source of this 1226-nucleotide messenger RNA. It is a transcript of the gene rpr, whose product is annotated as reaper. Lineage: Eukaryota; Metazoa; Arthropoda; Insecta; Diptera; Drosophilidae. The record is from RefSeq and is a predicted model, not a curated record.
GUCAAGUGAGCGCUCAGAGAGCAGGACAGACGACUCAACUCUCUAGCGCGCCGAAUAUCAAAGCAAGAGAAACAAGAACAACCGCAGCCGUAGCAGCAGCAGCAGCAGCGGUGGCAGCGGUGGCAGCGGCGACGGCAGCAGCAACGAAUGCCGACUGCGAGAGCGUGCGGCGUAUAAAAGAGCGCACAAGGCGCUCACGCCAGCCAGUUUGAAGUCAGCUAACGAAGCGUGCGGACGCAAUAGCAGCAGCAGGAGCGAAGCAAAACAAAGUGAAUGAACCAGACACAUUUUUGACGUGUGCGUAAACGCCAACGCCAACAACAAGAAGAAGAAGAACAACAACAACAAAGCAUUUGUGUAGUUAAUUUAUUCAUUGUGUGCCUCGCGCGAAUCUGCAAAGAGAAAGUCUUGAGUCAUCUGCGAAGAAAGACAUUAUUAAUUACAAACAAUUGUGCAAUUGGAAACAAAGAACAAGUUUUCCUUGAUAUCAGCAGCAGCAGCAGCAGCAAAAAACAAGAGCAACAACAACAAAUACAAUGGCCGUGGCCUUCUAUAUACCCGAUCAGGCGGCAAUGCUGCGCAAGGCUCGCGAACAGGAGAAGCAACUGUUGCGCCUACGCCAGUGGCAGAUGGCGACCGUAAUGCUAAACACCAUACGCCAGCUAAUGGACUCCACGGCCGGCCAGUGUCUGCAGCGUGCGGGUCGCAAGUGCGGCAAGUGGCGCAAACCAUCGCAGUGAAAAAAAAAAACGCAUCUUGAGUAAACCACAAACACAACUAUACACCUGCAACUGCAACUGCAACUGCAACUGCAACUAGAACAACAGUCCACAGUCAGUCAAAUAGUACAAAGGAAACACCCAGCGAUCGGUCUAUCUGACAACUAUUCCCGACUCAAAAUUUCUGCAGGACCCCCCACACACCCCCUAAGUUUACUCAUCAAAGCGAUUGUGAUAAUGGUUUUGUUUCUUUCGAUAUAGCAACAACAACAACAACAACAACGAGUUUUCGUUUUAGAUAUAUUUGAUUUAUAUUAUAAUUAAAUCUAAUUAACGAAAAAUGUAUUUAGUUUGUAAGCUUUUGUAAUCGUCCUGCUUAGUCCUUAAGCGAUAAGCAUAUUAAAAGCUACAGAACUCAGUAGAAUAUUUAUAAGGCCUGUCAAAAGUUGUAUCAAUUUUUUGGCAGGCCACAAAACAAAAAACGACAAACAAAAAAAAUAAAACAAA